UUUUCUUCCCCCUUCGUUCCCAUCUGAUCUCUCUCCCUUUCAAGAAAGAGAGGAAAAGAUAUUAUAUAUAUCAUAUAUAGCUAUAUAUAUAUGUGUGUGUGUAUAUAUAUAUAAUUUUCGCUUUCCUCGCUGCGAUAUAUACUCUACUUGACGCGAUACCGCCGAGAAUUCUUGGAUUUCCAGAAGCCCCGAAUCGUCGAAUCCCCUCCUCCUCAUCUCCCCGUCCAGCCGUCGUCCUCUCCUCCCUUAUCGAUCCGGCGGCCGCUGAACAAUUCUUCUUCUUCUUCUUCUUCCUGCUGCUUGGUCCUUUUACCCUGCGGAGCAGGUAACGAUUGAUAGGUAGACGAUAAUCCGUUGAUACUGUUACUAACCGCCCCCGGCCGGGGCCCCUUUUCCGUCACAUCGCGGAAGAGCAGGCGCUAGAGGAUACACAGAGGCAUCAGCUUGCUGUAGCUCUGGAGGACCUUAUACCAAUGAUUGCAGGUGAUGGUGAGCGUGGCGAGCCCGAGCCCGAUGGUGCGGGCGGAGGAGGACCUGGGCCCGCCGUGGCUGCGGCCGCUACUGGGCACGAGCUUCUUCGUGCCGUGCCGGAUGCACCCGGAGCUGAGCAAGAACGAGUGCAACCUCUUCUGCCUCGACUGCACCGGCGACGCGCUCUGCGCCUACUGCCUCCCGGCGCACCGGGACCACCACGUCGUCCAGAUACGGCGGUCGUCGUACCACAACGUGAUCCGGGUGUCGGAGGUGGGGAAGCUGAUCGACAUCUCGCACGUGCAGACGUACGUGAUCAACAGCGCCAAGAUCGUGUUCCUCAACGGCCGGCCGCAGGCCAGGCCCGGCAAGGGCGUCACCAACACCUGCGAGAUCUGCUGCCGGAGCCUCCCGGACUCGUUCCGCUUCUGCUCCCUCGGCUGCAAGCUGGGAGGGAUGCAGUGGGAUCCGAGCCUGACGUUCGCCAUCCGGCCGAAGCGCGGGCAGGGCUCCGGCGACGACGGCUCCGGCUCCGACGACUCGUUCAGCCCCAAGAAGCCCCGGAGGACGGCCGGGUUCGACCUCGGCCGCUUCGACCGGCCGGGCAUCCGGUGGUCCGACGACGAAGGCAGCAGGUCCAACAACGGGCGGCCGAUCACGCCGGGGACGCCAACGAUCAACCGGUGCCGGCCGUCCAGGAGGAAGGGCAUCCCCCACCGCGCCCCGUUCUACGGUUAGCCAGCAGAGACCCCGGCCGGUGGCCAACACGCUCAUCAUCAUCAGCCUUCACUUCACUCUUCAGCUAUAGCACAAUGUGUGUCCCUCACUCUGGUCUGAGCAGUGAAGUGGUCCAAAAUCAUCAGCUACUGGUACGGUAGGUCACCAUAUACAGCUAAGUAGUAUAGCCUUGUUACGUCGUAUAGCAGCUAUUGUAUACACACACGCAUACACAAUAAUGUAGGCGAGAGGUGUCAUCUGUACAUGCCAGUAUAUUGACAAAGUUUGUCAAGUAUGUGUAGACAUGGCCUGAAAAAGGAGAUAGAAACAACAUAGGUAGGGUUUGAAUUUUAGCUUGGGUAGUGUUAGUGGUCGAGAUUGAUAUGUGAAAAGGGAAUAAGCAUCAUGUAUUUGUCUCGGUUUGUAGAGUCUGGCAGCUGCUUUUGCCUCCUCCCACCACCACCCAAUGCGUUUAUUAGCGUUGCGGUGUGAAGCUAAAAAGUUUUUUUUGUUGAUCAUUAAUCUCCUGUUUAAUUAGGGGGUUAAUCUGUAUACUAACGGUGUAUAUAUGAGUGUAUAUGUUUGUGUAUACUGGGGGGAAAGGAAGGAGAAGGAAUAACGUACACAUUGUGCCAGCUUUCUGUUUGCAAAAA
Molecule: messenger RNA, 1841 nt
Organism: Panicum virgatum (switchgrass)
Lineage: Eukaryota; Viridiplantae; Streptophyta; Magnoliopsida; Poales; Poaceae
Product: protein RGF1 INDUCIBLE TRANSCRIPTION FACTOR 1-like
Exons: 5
Coding region: 487-1209 (240 amino acids)
Source: RefSeq, a predicted model, not a curated record